GGGGCCAGAGGCUGCUGUGGUCCUGAGCUGGUGCUGGGUGGAGAUGCCCUUUUUCCAAGGCUGGGCAGUCGCUGGGAUGCGCGGCAACACCGCGGGCUCUCCGCCGCCGCAGGCGCUGGACUCCCUCGCCCCUGGCAGGCCCCUGCAGGAUGCUGGCAUGCACGGAGCGUGGCUGGAGGCGCAGGCAAGAGGGGAGGGUGCGGCGCUGCCUGCCUGGGGGACGUCUCCGCCGUGCUGGCAGGUCCGUGCCCCGCUGGACUGGGACCUCGCCUGCCGGGCUGGGCAGGACCCCAUCACCCAGCUCCCAUCUGGCCCGUGGCACCCUGAGAUCAGCGCCGGGUCCCAGCUGGAGGAGGAUUCGGGCUGUGGGGAAGCAGAGGCCCAGGAGCUGCUCCUAGCAGGCCUGGACGAUGAAUGGGGGAGCCAAGGCAACAGCAUCCCGCUGCCUGGCACGGAUGCCACCCUCUUCCUCCCGGCCUCCCCCCACGGCACGGGCACCGCGUCCGGCUCGAAGAGAGCGAACCCGGGCGGCUGCUCCCCGCAGCCCAGGAAGAAGCAGCGGGGGGAAGCUCAGCCUGGCACUGCCCAGCUGCUGGGGCUACCUGGUGGGGGUGCCCUGCUGGCCCCCCCUGUGCUCCCACCUCUCCCCCUGCCCGCCUGGCCAGGGCCACACCAACCGGCCUGGCCCGUGCGUAGCCGGCUGGUACCCCAUGGGCAUCUCGCUCUGCUGCUCCCCAUCCAGCUCCCGUCCCCUCCCUGCCAGCGCCAGCAGGCCCCGGCCGCCCUGCUGCCCCCCCAGCACCCCUCGGCACGGCCCGACUCGCCCUCUGCCCUCCUCAACACCUGCCUGCUGCUGCGGGCGCUCCGAUGGUCCCUCACCACCACCGCGCUGGCCUGAGGGCUCAGCCCUGAGCCCUGGGGUUGUGGCAGCCCUGGGGCCAUGGAGCCCCCUCUUGCUGAGGGGUUGGGGGUGGAGAGGGGUUGAGGAGUGGGUGCUGUGCAGAGU
This is a messenger RNA of Alligator mississippiensis (American alligator), 1006 nucleotides long. Its product is annotated as proline-rich protein 12-like. The record is from RefSeq and is a predicted model, not a curated record. NCBI's taxonomy places the organism in Eukaryota, Metazoa, Chordata, Crocodylia, Alligatoridae. The transcript is spliced from 4 exons. The coding region runs from base 44 to 898 and encodes 284 amino acids.